Messenger RNA from Protopolystoma xenopodis, 285 nucleotides. NCBI's taxonomy places the organism in Eukaryota, Metazoa, Platyhelminthes, Monogenea, Polystomatidea, Polystomatidae. The record is from the annotation of a GenBank genome assembly.
AUGUGUGUUUGUAUUUGUCUGCCCAGAAGUGAUGGGGCUCGAACUAGACAGCGUGACGAUGGUCUUUUGCGGGCAGAGCAAAUUGGAAACGGCUAUUUCGUGUCUGCUCGUGGUUUCCGUAAGAAUGGUGAACAACGUCUAUCGAAUCGACCAACCGUUCCGCCAUUGGUUGGUAGGGCAAGCUCGAUGACGUACGAUUCUUCGAGUCCGUCACCAAGGCCCGGCAUACAUUCAGGCCAGCCAGUCUGCUCUGAAUGGACGCUGACAAUUGAUCAGCAAUUGUGA